AACAAGGAAAUUUCCCCAAGCCUUCGUUUUCCAUUAGUUUGACUUUAAGAUAGCCCAAGUCGUCGCUAACGCGUUUCUUGCUAAAAUUACUGGAGCUACCAAACGAACAAAUGGUCUAUCUGCUAUCUAAGCUGAGCCUCAUAGUGAAAUUCAGUGCUAUGGAGUAGGAGAAAGAAAGACGCUGAUCCCAGCUCCAUUUCAAGUUCAUCUGCUAACCAGUCGAAGUUCUAUUCUGAUUUCUGAAUCUUCUCAAUGAGCACCACACAUACUCAGGAACUUAACUGUUCAUCUUGAAAUCGUGGUGCCCAAAGGAAGCUCCUCUCAUUUCGAGAACAGAGUGUCUUUUGGAAAAAGAUUUCGAGAAUAGAGUGAAACUUGGUGCCAUGUCUGGGGGUGGAAUAUAGAAAGGGGCUUGAUCCGAGUUGGAAUUCCAGUUCUUCCCAGAUUAAUUGUCUUUAUCAGAAGAAGUGGCAUACUACUGCCCUGUCAGUUUUGGAGGCUUUGUUAUGGGUUUCAACUAGAGUCUUUGAAAUAUGACCGGACUGGAGGCUGCUUUAGCAUCUGCACUGUUGAAGCUUGCUGAUAACAAGCUAGUUCCACUUAUCACUAGCGAGUUUGCUUCCAUAGCAGGUGUGACAAAAGAUCUCUCUGAGCUCCAGGACAUACUUGGAGAGAUUACAAGGUGUCUUUCAGCAGUUCGUGAUACAGACAUUGAUAGUUGCCCGUCAUUUCUCUGGGUGAAAAAAUUGAAAGAUGUAGCUUAUGAUGUCGUUGAUUUACUAGAUGAUGUUCAUCUAGACGCUGAGAAAUACAAGAUCGGCAGUGAUUAUGAUGGAAACCAUGGUAUAGGUCACUACUUCUGUUCAAAACCAAAGUCAUUUCUGUUCCGAUGCAACAUGGCACGUAAAGUCAAGGGAAUUAAGGUGAGGUUUGCUGCAAUUGUGAAACAAAGAAGCGACAUCAAUACUAUACUGCAUAAUUUACCAUUGGAUUAUUAUGUUAUGAGCAGAAACAGGGGAACUGCAGAGUUGUCUUUGUUGAGUAGUGUCGAAGAAUCAAAAAUACCCAGAAGGGAUAAAGAGAAAGAUGAGAUUAUAUCUAAGCUUGUAGAAUGCAGCGCAGGAGAUAAUGGUUGGAUAGUUUCUAUUGUUGGGCUAGGUGGUUCUGGCAAGACUACUUUGGCCAAACAUAUCUGCAAUGACAACAUGGUAAAGCAGCACUUUAAUGAUACAAUAUUUCGGAUCCAUGUAUCUCAAGAAUUUCACAUGGAAAAGCUUAUCAGCAAGCUAUUUGAAGCUAUCACUAAACAGAAGUCAGAAAAUCAUGCAAGGCAGCACAUGGUCGAAAAAAUUUCAAAGAUGUUGAGUGGUAAGAAGUUUCUUCUUGUGCUUGAUGAUGCAUGGCAUGAGAACAAGGAUGACUGGGAACAAUUCAUGCUACAUGUAAACACCGGUGCACCUGGAAGCAAGAUUUUGCUAACUACUCGUAAUCAAAAGGUUGCAGGAGCAGUUAAAUCAACACAUAUAUUCCACUUGACGUUCUUAUCAGAUUAUGAGAGCUGGAGCUUGUUCCUUAAAUGUUCUGGGUGGGCAGAGAAAGAUUUGGGAUCUGAGUUCAUAUGGGUCGGGAAAGAGAUUGUGAAGAGAUGUGGUGGGGUACCUCUAGCAAUCAAAACUCUUGGCAGUGUCCUCUAUGACAAGAAGGAUAUAAAUACUUGGAAGGCUAUAAAAGAGAGCAAUUUAUGGAAUGUUGAGACUAUAAAUGAAAGAGUGUUUGCAUCCUUGAAAUUGAGCUACUUUCACUUGGCAGAUAAUCUGAAGCAAUGCUUUACAUUCUGCUCUAUAUUCCCAAAAGGCUAUAAAAUCAUAAAAAAUCAUUUGAUUGCACAAUGGAUGGCCCAUGGCUUUAUCAAUACGAUGAAUAAAGGUGAUCCAGAAGAUAUAGGAAGUGACUACUUUGAUUCUCUUGUGAAAGUGGGCUUUCUUCAAGAUUCUUUCCAGAUUUGGUGCAAUGAUCAAUUAGUAUACAAAAUGCAUGACCUUAUUCAUGAUCUCACCCGACUGGUUUUACAGGAUGAAUUAGCGACAUCUGUACCGAACACUAUUACCACAAACUGUACUCCUAGAUGCAGAUAUUUAUCUUUGAUGUCAUCUGCCGAGAAGGUUGGCAAGGGCUUAUUUGACAAGGUCCGUGCUAUUUAUGUAUAUGGUGGUGACACAUCGUUUGACAAAUCCAUUAAGAGUAGUUUCUACAUCCGCAGUGUUAUUCUGCAGUCAACAGUUGUUGGUCAAUUUUCCAUAUUGAAAUCGGAGUAUCUUGGUUAUCUUGAAAUUUGUCACAUUAGUUUCACAGAAUUUCCAGAAGCUAUCUCAGGCUGUUGGAACUUGCAGGCCCUUCAUGUUAUGUAUUGUGGAGGUUUCAUGAGGUUGCCUGAGUCUAUUGGCAAGCUUAGGAAGCUGAGAACUCUGGAGUUAUUGAUAUGCAAUGAUUUUGAGAGUUUGCCUCAGUCUAUUGGUGAUUGUCGAGAACUUCGAAGCUUGCAACUAUAUUUCUGUGCAAAUCUCAGAGAGAUGCCAAACUCCAUAUGUAAACUUGAAAACCUAAAGGUGCUGCAUAUUGCUGCAUCUCCAGCUAUGCAGCAACUUCCAUCAAAAAUGGUUGGUGAACUUAGCAACUUACAAACACUAAAUUUAUCUGGUUGUUCAAAUCUUAAAGACCUGCCAAGUACAUUUGCUUGUUGUAGACUACAUAACUUGGUGCUAUCUAAUACUAACAUUACUGUACUUCCUCAAUGGAUCACUCUGAUUGGUACUCUAGAGUGUAUAGAGCUUGAGUACUGCACAGAACUUGCUGAGUUGCCUACAGAUAUAGGGAACUUGGAAAGGCUGGAAAUUCUGAAUUUACAGGGCUGCUGGAGACUCUGUGGCAUGCCAUUAGGGUUUGGACAACUGAUCCGAUUAAGGAGGCUUGGCUUGUUUGUUGUCAGGUGUGGUGAGAAUGAUGCUAGCAUCUUGGAGCUUGAAGAUCUUGAUAUGUUAUGUGGUCACUUGGAAAUUACGAACCUUAGAUAUUUGAGGGAUCCAAUUUACGCGGAGAAGGCUUGCUUGAAGAAAAAGAAAACCUUAAAAUGUUUGAAAUUGACAUGGUGGUCUUCAAGUGGAAUGGAAGAAGAAUUAGUAUUAGACAUGGAACAUGACCUGGAUGUGUUGUGUGCUCUUGAACCACCACCAGAAAUUACAGUGUUGGAAAUUUGCGGUUAUCGGGGUCCAAGUUUGCCCUGUUGGAUGAUGAAGCAAUGUGAUUCAUCAUAUUUGGAUGGCAGUUUCAAUAAAACCAGUCCACCUCGCUUCAAUGGUCUAACUCAGUUGAUGCUGGAACAAUUACCCAAUUUGCAGCAUAUGCAAGUACUUGUGGAGUUCCCUUCGCUGAAGACCUUUAAUCUCCAGGGAAUGCCUAGUUUGGAAGAGCUGUGGACUACGACAAGUGGAUUAGACAUUGGGGAGGAAGAAGAGGGAGUGCGAUACUGUUUCCCUGUCCUAUCAGCUAUGUUCAUAGGGAACUGCCCGAAAUUGAAUGUGAAGCCCUACUUCCCGCAAUCUUUGGAGCAAUUGCGAUUGGUAAAAAGCAAUGAGCACCUGAUUUCACCAGAUGGCUCCUCCUCCCGUCGGUUUCAUACUCAUGCCGAUGAAUCCUCGUCUUCCUGUGGCACACUUCCAGAGAUUCACCUGAAGAAACUGAAACUGGAAGAAAUGACAGCAUCAUCAACUAGUUGGGAGUUACUGCUGCAGCUAACUAAACUGGAGACCUUGGAAAUUCGCCUCUGUGAUGACCUGAGAGAGUUACCGGAGAGCAUGCACAGCCUCAAAUUCCUGCAGCGGCUGCAUAUCGAUGCAUGUUCCACCCUUGAUGUACUACCCGAGUGGCUUGGCGAACUGCGCUCUUUACGUGAGUUGAGUAUUGUCAGGACUCCAAUGAUUGCCAGCCUCCCUCAAUCGACCAAGGACCUUACGUCCCUUGUUGAGUUAAAAGUUGUUGGCUGGGUAAAUUUGAGCCAAUUGCCUGAGGCCAUUCAGCACCUCAGCUCCCUCCAAGUUCUCAGCUUGGAAGGAUGUGGCGCACUGAGCAUGCUGCCGGACUGGAUUGGACAACUCUCUGCACUUCAAUUGCUUCGUAUCGACCGUUGCACUGCCCUUCAAUCCCUCCCCCAUUCCAUAAAAUGUCUAACUGAUCUUCGGAGUCUGUCCAUUACUGGUUGCCCUGUUUUGGCUCAACGUUACAAGAAAGAAGUUGGAGACGACUGGCACCAUGUCUCCCAUAUUCCACAUGUGAUGUGCUAUUAGAUCAGGGGAGUUGAGGGACAGCACCUAGUAUCCCAGGACAAAUGAACAUUGAAGGACCAAAUUGGUCAUACCAUCUGUAACUAUUUUGCUAACAUCUUGUUUUCCACAUGUGAUGUGCUAUUAGAUCAGGGGAGCUGAGGGACAGCACCUAGUCUCCCAGCACCUGUAACUAUUUUGCUAACAUCUUGGUUUCCAAAUGAUGUGUAAACCGUUAUGUUGGGGUGCCUGAUAAAAUCCUGAUUUACCAAAAGUCUUGAUUGAAUAAAUCUGGAGUAUGAGAGUUGCUUUAACGUGUA
Messenger RNA from Panicum virgatum (switchgrass), 4636 nucleotides. RefSeq names its product putative disease resistance protein RGA3. Gene Ontology annotation, biological process: defense response to fungus. The record is from RefSeq and is a predicted model, not a curated record. NCBI's taxonomy places the organism in Eukaryota, Viridiplantae, Streptophyta, Magnoliopsida, Poales, Poaceae. Bases 534 to 4340 code for a protein of 1268 amino acids. The transcript is spliced from 5 exons. Gene Ontology annotation, molecular function: ADP binding.